Molecule: messenger RNA, 501 nt
Organism: Teleopsis dalmanni
Lineage: Eukaryota; Metazoa; Arthropoda; Insecta; Diptera; Diopsidae
Exons: 1
Coding region: 1-501 (166 amino acids)
Biological process (GO): transmembrane transport
Cellular component (GO): membrane
Molecular function (GO): transmembrane transporter activity
Source: RefSeq, a predicted model, not a curated record
AUGGCUACUGAAGGAGCUAUGUUUGAUUGGAGUGGAGUUUAUUUUCAGGAUAUAGUUAAGGCUCCUGAAAAUUUAGUAGUUGUAGGAUAUGCAUCUUUUAUGGUAAUGAUGGCUACAGGACGUUUUAUUGGAGACUAUUUUAAAGUAAAUAUGGUUAAAAAACGUCAUUAUGCAAUUAUGGUUUUUUAUGUCAUCUGGAUUAUUACUUGCAGUUUUUUUCCUCAACUUAUUGUUUGUACACUUGCUUUUAUGAUGGUAGGUUUAGGAGUUGCUUGUAACGUACCAACAGUUUAUAGUGUUGCUGCAAAAAGUACAAAAGGAGCUGCUGGUGUUGCAUUAGCAACAGUAUCUAGUGUUUCUUUCCUAGGUUUUUUAAUGGGACCUCCGUUAAUUGGGUAUAUAGCUGAACUAUUUGAUCUGAGAUAUUCUUAUGCAUUGUUUGCAUGUUUUGGACUUAUUAUGAUUAUUAUGGUUGGACGUAUGAAAGCUUUUAAAGAAUAA